AUAAGCACCACCUAUCUACUGCCUUACUCAAAUCCUAUUGGCCUACUCUUUGAUUGACGGCGCUGUCGUUCAAUAGGCAUAGAGAACGGCGGGGGAACCGCUACGCAGAUGUGUGUGAGGGAGACAGCGCAGGUUUUAGUGAGAGCAGGAAUAGCUUUUGAGAGGUCGCGAGCUGCUGAAAACACGAAAGAUGUCAUUUGCCAGUGACGAGCUGUACAAUGGAUACUUGCGGCGGAAUAUGCCGUCCAUUGUGACGAGGGUGAAACCGACACAAAUCAUGAUCCAUCUGCCUUGCUUGACUGCUCAUGACAGGGAAAACAUUGAGGCUAAAAGAGAGAGUUAUGGGAACUAUGACAGCAUGGUGGUUCUUCUGGACUGUCUGAAGAGAAGAGGAAACUGGCCGGAGGAGUUCAUCGAAGCGCUUGAGGCGUGUGAGCAUCCAACUUUAGCUGCUGAGAUCAGAGCAGAAUACAACGCUCUGAGAGGCAUCAACAGUAAGUCAUUUAGUCAAGUCCCUACGGUAGUACUGGGAACUAUUGGCUAGAAUUUAAUCUUGGUGUCCUUUUUGACUAGAAAAUAGUGAGCACUACAUCCAACUAAUUGUACUAAAUAUUUUGCUGGUUCUUAAUGAUAAAGUAGUAUGUGAGAUAUUAAAGGAAUCCUUAUUUCCAUUGAUACACCACUGAAGUUUGUUGGAUCACCACACAGUGCGACCACAAUUUCAUUUUAGCGUUGUGUUGAACAGGAUCACGGUGUGAGCCAC
Messenger RNA from Etheostoma cragini (Arkansas darter), 763 nucleotides. Its product is annotated as mitochondrial antiviral-signaling protein-like. The coding region runs from base 191 to 544 and encodes 117 amino acids. The record is from RefSeq and is a predicted model, not a curated record. Lineage: Eukaryota; Metazoa; Chordata; Actinopteri; Perciformes; Percidae. The transcript is spliced from 3 exons.